AUGAACUAUUUCGUCAGGGCUAAUGAGGGAAGACAAAUGGAACUAAAAUGUUUUGUUAUUGCUGGUUGUUGUGAUAAACCAGCACAAAGUCUAUUACAAAAUUUGAAUGAACAUAACGGUUUUUUUGGGUGUGGAGAAACGAAAUGGACAGCAAACGGACAUGGAACUGUACGUAUAUAUCCGCUUCCACCAGCAAAUAAACCACAACCGGCCGUUAGAACAAACACAACAUAUGACAAAUGUAUGUUAGCUAUUGAAGAACAAGACCAAAGAAAAAACCAUAUCAGAAGUAAAAAACAACAAGAAGCUGAGCGUAAUCAACGGGAAGGGUGGCUAGGACCAUGCCAUUUUCGAAAUUUAAAAUAUUUCGAUGUUGGAAUGAGCUUUUUAUCUGAUUCGUUACACAAUGUGUAUAGAGGAGUGGGGAGGAUAUUACUAAAUCUUUGGUUAUUAGCCAAAUAUAAACACGAAGAAUGGUCAGUUUAUUUACAUAUUAAUGAUAUUGACAGUUUGUUGGCUUGUUAUAAAUUUCCAACUAAUUCUACACGUGUGCCAAGGUCCUUGCUAAAACUCCAUCGAUAUAAAGCGAAUGAAAUUAGAAAUAUUAUUUUAAUUGGAUUUUAUGCAUUUAAAAGUUUUCUAAAAAAACGAUACUAUGAUCAUUUUCUGCUAUUGGUAAUCGGCUUACAUUUAGCAGAAUCGACUGAAGUUGAUCGAACAGAUGUACCGAUUAUAAAGUCAUUAUUUUUUGAAUUUUUACAAUUAUUUCCAAAAUUAUAUAACAAUAGACAAAAUGUACAAGUGGUUCACAGUGUAAGCCACAUAGCACAAUCAAUUGGACUGUUUUCUAGUUUGUGUCAGUAUUCAACAUUUAAUUUCGAAUCCGUCUUAGGAAUGAUAACAUCCUCCAUUAACUCUACGCGACGCCAUGCACAAGAAAUCAUAAAUAAAUUAACUUUAAUUAAGUUAUCGUCGAUGGAAACUGAAAAUUUUGAAAAUAAACACUAUAAACAAUUUGUCAAUUAUCUUCAAGUGUCACGAAAAUAUAUUCGUCUGAUUGAAGAUGAAGAAAAUUAUCAAACUGAACGUGUUCAAAGUAAAACGAAACUUCAUUUAAACGAUGAUCAAAAACGUUAUUUAGUUGCUUCGAUCAAUGAUGAACAAUUUCAAACAUUUGAUAAGAUAACAAUCAAUUUCAUUCAUUAUUCUACAAUGAAUUAUUGUGCAGAGAAAACGUUUAAUGAUGCAUGUAUUUUAUAUCUAUCAAAUAAUGAAUUAUUUGUCGGAUUUAUUAUUCGUAUAAUACAAACAAUCAAAAGCAAUCAAAGUUUUAUUCAAAUUCAACGAGUAAAUUUAACCGAUCAAAUAAAAACAACUGUAAAUGAAAACAUCGUCAAAUGUAAAAAUGUUUUCUUUGGAAAACUUCUCGAUGAAACAACUGUCAUUCAAUCACAUAAGAUAGUUGAAAAGAUUUGUUUUUUUGAAAACAACAAUUGCUAUCUGUUUUUUCGGUUUCCCUCAUUAGUCGAGUCAAGUUAGAAGGUUAUGCUUGCUUGAGAGGUGAAAGUUUAUGUUAUAAAAUACGUGCCCUAUCGUAAAUCAUUUAAUAAAACUUGUUGGCAGUCUCUAUCUUUUUCCGCAGAAUGACUAAAGAAAAUCAGUGUGGUUGCUCUUAUGUACCUUACUAUUUUUGUAUGACGUAUUACCUUUUAAAACAGACAUAUAGGCGCCUUAUUAAUAAAUUUAGCAUUGUUUUCAAGAAAAAUUUUAUUUGGCGAAAAACGCAAAAGUUUUACUAAUUUUGGGCUAAUACAAAAUUUUGUAAAUAUUUGAUUGAAUAAUUUUGCAAAAGUUUGUUUCUUGCAAAAUCCACAAUAAAAAUGUCAUAUUUUUUGCAAAAAUGACAAAAGAAUUAUCCACAAAAUUCUGCAUUAGUUAACCUUUCUUCAAAAUUUUGUAAAUACUUGGUUGAAUUAUUUUGCAAAAUUUUGUUUCUUGCAAAAAUUCCCAAUAAAUUUAUCAUAUUUUUUGCAAAAACAAAAUUUUGCGAAAAAUGAGAAAAAGAUUAUCUACAAAAUUCUGCAUUAGAUGACUUUUUUGCAAAAUUUUGUAAUUAUUUGGUUGAAUAAUUUUGCAAAAUUUUGUUUCUUGCAAAAAUCCGCAAUAAAUUUGUCAUAUUUUUUGCAAAAACAAAAUUUUGCAAAAAGUAACAAAAAAAUUAUCGA
This is a messenger RNA of Didymodactylos carnosus, 2225 nucleotides long. The record is from the annotation of a GenBank genome assembly. Lineage: Eukaryota; Metazoa; Rotifera; Eurotatoria; Philodinida; Philodinidae.